Molecule: messenger RNA, 992 nt
Organism: Oryza brachyantha (malo sina)
Lineage: Eukaryota; Viridiplantae; Streptophyta; Magnoliopsida; Poales; Poaceae
Product: PHD finger protein ALFIN-LIKE 4-like
Exons: 5
Coding region: 216-974 (252 amino acids)
Biological process (GO): regulation of DNA-templated transcription
Cellular component (GO): nucleus
Molecular function (GO): transcription cis-regulatory region binding; histone binding; transcription coregulator activity
Source: RefSeq, a predicted model, not a curated record
UACUCCUCCGUAGUAUUUCCGCGAAAACCCUCCUCCCUUUUUCCUCCUCCGACCUCCGCUUCCAAUCUCUCCGCCGCCGCCGUCGCCGCCGACUUCCUCCUCCUCCUACUCCGGGUCGGCCGAACCCUAGCCUCGGGGGGCGAGCCCUUCGCCGUCUCCGCUCUGCCGGGGGAGGUUCCCGCGAGCCGUGUUGGUUGGGUUGGUGCGUGAAGAAGAUGGACGACGGCUAUGGCUCCGUCACGAUAGUCCACGACGCGCGCUCGCCCGAGGACGUCUUCCAGGACUUCCGCAGCCGCCGCGCCGGCAUCGUCAAGGCGCUCACCACCGAUGUGGAGAAGUUUUACGAGCUCUGCGACCCUGAGAAGGAGAACUUGUGCCUCUAUGGAAUGCCUAAUGAAACCUGGGAGGUGUCUCUGCCAGCUGAUGAAGUUCCUCCUGAACUACCAGAGCCAGCACUGGGGAUAAAUUUUGCUCGAGAUGGAAUGGAUGAGAAAGAUUGGUUGUCCCUGGUAGCUGUCCAUAGUGAUUCAUGGUUACUAUCUGUGGCAUUUUACUUUGGGGCUCGUUUUGGAUUUGAUAAAGAAGCCAGAAAACAGCUCUUCGCAAUGAUUAGUACUCUUCCCACUGUCUUUGAAGUUGUGUCAGGAAGUGUGAAGAAGCAAUCAAAAACAGCCAAUAACAGUAGCAAAAACAAGGCAGGAUCGAAGCCACCGAAGAAGCCCAGUUCUGAUAGCAAGCCACCAAAGCAGUACACAAAAGACAACAGCAGUAGAGGAAAUGGAGGUCACGAAGAUCAAGGUGAAACCAGUUGUGGCGCCUGUGGUGAGGCUUACACAAAUGGCGAGUUCUGGAUUUGCUGCGACAUUUGUGAGACUUGGUUCCAUGGCGAGUGUGUCCGAAUCACCCCUGCCAAGGCACAGCACAUCAAGCAUUACAAGUGUCCUAACUGUAGCCACAAGAGGGGCAGAGAAUGAGUGUGCAAUUCAUCUUUC